AUGUCAACUGAAGGGUCUAAAUUUCUAAAUUGCCAAUCGAUGUUUCGCGUAAGAUUGGAGGGUCAACAAUACGUUAUAAAAUCUUACAACAUGUAUCAUAACCAUCCGUGUACUAGUUCGUGGAUGGUUUGUGAUCCGUUGAGUAGACGAUUGUCAUCAGAAGAAAAAGAAAACUUGAAACCAGUUAUAUUGCACUGUCAGUCGACGGACGAAGUUAUCAAAAGUAUUAAGGAAAGAACAAGUAAGCAGGUGACCGCUGCUGAUGUCAAAAAUAUGAAAGCUGAACUCUCCACUGGUUGGACUCGGAAGCAGGUAUUGCAGAUGAUGCGACAAAACGGUGAAGUUAGAGAGCCUGCAGAAAAUGGAUGUAUUACGGCGAUAUGCUUCAGCAGUUAUGAUCGGAUACGGCUGUACAAUCAAUAUCCCGAAGUCGUGUGUAUUGAUUCUACUUACAAAACUAAUAAUAAAAA
Messenger RNA from Schistosoma intercalatum, 470 nucleotides. The record is from the annotation of a GenBank genome assembly. Lineage: Eukaryota; Metazoa; Platyhelminthes; Trematoda; Strigeidida; Schistosomatidae.